Messenger RNA from Neodiprion virginianus, 1048 nucleotides. RefSeq names its product mitochondrial import inner membrane translocase subunit Tim10 B. Gene Ontology annotation, cellular component: mitochondrial intermembrane space chaperone complex. The transcript is spliced from 3 exons. The record is from RefSeq and is a predicted model, not a curated record. Lineage: Eukaryota; Metazoa; Arthropoda; Insecta; Hymenoptera; Diprionidae. The coding region runs from base 171 to 584 and encodes 137 amino acids.
UCUUAUAGUCUCGCCACAAAAAGCAUUUAAAAAUAUUAGCGGGCGAAGCCGUAACGGGAAGAGGGAUAUUAUUUAAAAAUUGUGCACACAUAUAGCGCGUUCAAAUUUCCCAUGCAACAGACGAAACCAGCGCUGCGCGGCGUUAUCGGUACUACGAAUUUCCAACCAGAAUGUGUCUCACGUUUGCCGCCGAAAAGAGUACGGAGUUAUGUCUCCUUUCCUUUUCCUACUUGUUGAAAAAGCUCACGCAGAAAAUCAGGACAGUGAGUUAUUUCAAGGAUUUCCUUACGCUCUACAAUCAAAUAUCUGACACAUGCUUCAAACGAUGUACAAAUACAUACAAUUCCAGAGACAUGGAUAUGGAUGAGGAAGCUUGUGUAAAUAACUGUGCCCAGAAGCAUGUAAAAGCGAAUACCAAAAUGAUGAAAGUCUAUAUGGAGGUACUACCUCUUUUAAUGAAUAAAAGGACAGAAGAAAUGAAUGCUGCUCAAGCUGCAGCUAUGGCACAGCAGCAACAACUGCAGCAAGACACUCAAGACACAGAAACUAGUCAAAAUAUACGACAAAGUCAGCCACUGGUCUGACCCACAAUUUAGCCUUUCGUUUUAUGUGAUUUAAUAUUUUAUAUUACAUUAUUUUAUAAUAUGAUAUAUUUAUUUUACUUUAUGCUGUUCACCUUUUCAAUAUUGUCAGGGUGUGGUAUGUUGCUCAGCUGUUCCUUGUUUGGCAAUAGGGUCAAAAUAAGAUUGCUUUGAGCCUCCUUGUCAUACUGAUUGUUGGUACAGGUCUUUUAUGAUUCAAGGAUUCCUUAAGGACCAGCAUUUUUCAAUUCAUGGCUCUCCUUAUUAUACGCUUCGUAAUGGCAGUCAUUUGAAACAGAUAUCCUCCCAGGAACGUCUUUCUUACAGCAAGCUGGUAGCAGCAAGAUUGUUUUGCAAGCAAUAUGUAAUACGUCUUCCUCCUGUUGUAUGCAGCGGUUGGGAGUGUAAUCAUAGUUAACUACUCUGUAAAUAUUUUCAACGUAUAAAAACUGAAUUUGUUCAUUCAA